CCACAAAGGCUUAAACCCUCACAUCCUGGGCCUUGAACCCCUUCCCAUCUCUCUCUCAUGGCUCUCCCUUCUCCCUCCCUCGCCUCCUUCUCCUUCCCCCACUCUUCUCCCUCUCGCCCUCUGCUCUUCUCUCGCUCUCUCACUCCCCACCAUCUCCUCUUCUCCCUACGCCGCCGCCCCCUCCUUCUCCUCCCCGCCUCCGCCAUCGGCCCCGACGGCAAAUUGCACCCCUCCCCCUCCGACGACGACCCCCCGGAGGCCCCCGAAGACACCUCCCAUGGCGUCUCCCGCCUCCAACAAUUCGAGAGCCAGGUCGACCGAGCCCGCCGCCGCCAGGAUGAGCAGUUCAAGAAGGACCAAGCCCUCUUCCUCUCCGCCCUAGCCAACGAACAAGACCCUCCCGAAACCCCCGCCGCCGACGCCGCCAACGCCGGAGAUCCCACCUCCUCCGGCGACGACCUCUUCGGCGACAUCGACCGCGCCGUCGCCCUGAAGCGCCAGGAGUUCGUCCGCCAGGGCCUUCUCGAGCCCAAUCCCCCCAAAAAGGAGCCGCCUUCGGAGACCGUGGAGGGACUCGACGAGCUCACAUCUGAGGAGGUUGUGGACCUCGAGGAGAUCGGCGAGCUCCAGGGUCUCACCGUCAUCUCCGAGGACGAGCCCGUUGAGGAGAAUCCCACCAAAUUGCCCGACCAAGAGGAGGACGAUGCCUCUGCCGCGCGUGGCUCGGGAUCGAACGGAGCGCCAUUGCCUCCGGAAUUCGACCUCGAUGUGGAUGCAUUUGGCAAGUCCCCGAAUCGGAUUGUGGAGCCCAAGUUCAAAAUGACGCUGGCCGAGCUUCUGGAUGAUAGCAGGGUCGUGCCGGUGUCGGUGUACGGCGAUUUGGAGGUCUUGAUCACCGGAAUUCAGCAUGAUUCGAGGGAGGCCACUGCCGGGGACCUUUUUGUCUGCUGCAACGGUUCCACCAAGAGUGAUGGGCUUGACACUCUCACUGAGGCUGAUAAGCGAGGAGCUGUCGCAGUGGUGGCUAAUAAGGAGAUCAAUAUAGAUGAGACACUGGGCUGCAAGGCUCUUGUCAUUGUGGAGGACACCGAUUUGGUGCUUCCCGUCCUUGCUGCGUCCUUUUACAGGCAUCCAUCGAGGAGCAUGUCAGUGAUUGGUGUCACCGGAACUGAUGGCAAGACCACGACGGCUCACUUGAUCAAAGCCAUGUAUGAGGCAAUGGGGUUGAGGACUGGGAUGCUGGGCACCUUGGGGUACUACGUGCAGGGGGACUACAAGUUGGAAGCUCCAGACACGACCCCUGAUGCAGUAGCAGUCCAGAAACUGAUGGCACAGAUGGUCCACAAUGGAACUGAGGCAGCUGUCGUGGAGGCUUCCUCUCAUGGGUUGGCGCUGGGGAGGUGCGAUGAGAUUGACUUCGAUAUUGCUGUCUUUACAAACCUUACAAGGGACCACCUUGACUUCCAUGGGAGUGAGGAGGAGUACAGGAAUAGCAAGGGCAAGCUGUUUGCGAGGAUGGUUGAUCCAGAGCGGCACCGGAAAGUAGUAAACAUUGAUGAUCCAAAUGCACCAUACUUUAUUGCACAGGGGAAUCCAGAUGUUCCUGUUGUGACUUUUGCAAUGGAGAACAAGAAUGCCAAUGUGCAUGCUUUAAAGUUUGAGCUUUCAAUGUUUGAGACACAAGUUUUGGUCCAGACACCUCAGGGGAUACUGGAGAUUUCAUCGGGGUUGCUUGGGAAGCACAAUAUAUAUAACAUUCUCGCAGCUGUCGCUGUUGGAAUUGCAGUUGGGGCACCAUUGGAGAACAUUGUGAUGGGGAUUGAAGAGGUGGAUGCGGUUCCAGGUAGAUUUGAGCUUAUAGAUGAGGAGCAAGCAUUUGCUGUAAUUGUGGACGAUGCUCGGACACCUGAUGCUCUAUCUAGACUUCUAGAUACUGCAAGAGAGCUAGGCCCUGGGAGAAUUAUUACUGUCUUUGGAUGUUGCGGUGAAAGUGAAAGAGGAAAGAGACCCUUAAUGACAAAAAUUGCGACAGACAAAAGUGAUGUGGUUAUGUUGACAUCUGACAAUCCAAGGAAUGAAGAUCCGUUGGAUAUCUUAGAUGACAUGUUGGCUGGUGUUGGAUGGACCAUGCAAGAUUAUUUAAAAUAUGGUGAAAAUGAUUACUACCCGCCCCUCCUAAAUGGCCACAGGCUUUUCUUACAUGACAUCAGAAGAGUAGCUGUAAGGGCUGCUGUUGCAAUGGGUGAGGAAGGUGAUAUAGUUGUUGUUGCAGGCAAAGGCCAUGAAACAUAUCAAAUUGAAGGUGAUAAGAAGGAUUUUUUUGAUGAUAGAGAAGAGUGUAGAGAAGCAUUGCAUUAUGUUGAUGAACUACAUCGAGCAGGAAUAGACACAAGUGAAUUCCCGUGGCGGCUACCAGAGAGUCACUAGUGUUUCCUCUAGAAGAGAUUGGACCUUGGUACAUAUUUGCAUUUCAGCAGUAAGACUUCGGUAGCCCUGUCUGUUAGUGCUUGUGGAAUGAUAAGCUGGUAGCAUUCUAAUUAUCAAGCAAGUAAAAUAGCAGGCUGAUGAAGGCACUCUGCCAAUGUACAUGAUUAACGUUGAGCUAUCUAGCCGGGGGACUACCAGAUGUUCCAAUGAUGACCAAUUUUGCAUCUUCAUGCCGCUCCAACUCUGCUAUCAAAAGUCUAUUGAUGGCCUGUACAUUUAUUUGUAAUUUCAUGUAAGUGAUGUUUCCCAGUGUAUGCUGUAUCAUUGUUUGGUUCAUUCUGCUGAUCCUGUCUAAAUGAAAUAAGGCUUGCGUUUUGUAUUAAUGUAAAGCCAUAUUAUCCAAGGAUGCGAUGAGGCUCUGGUAUUUAUCAUAAUGUUUUGCAUCUGGGUAGUA
This is a messenger RNA of Phoenix dactylifera (date palm), 2881 nucleotides long. The record is from RefSeq and is a predicted model, not a curated record. Lineage: Eukaryota; Viridiplantae; Streptophyta; Magnoliopsida; Arecales; Arecaceae.